CCCGCCGACGGUACUUAACGCGCCGGAGGCUCCGGGCCCCACUCGUCUUUCCCGCGCGCCCCGCUCCGCCGCCAUGUGUCGCUCCCGCUGCUCCCUCCCCACCAUGACCGUCCUGCGGGCCCCGACCCCGGCACCCUCCGCCAGCCCGGGGCCCCGGCGGGGCUCUGGGCCCGAGGUCUUCACGUUCGACCCUCUCCCGGAGCCGGCGGCGGCCCCCGCCUCGCGCCCCAGCGCCUCCCGCGGGCACCGAAGGCGCAGCCGCCGGGUCCUCUACCCGCGAGCGGUCCGGCGCCAGCUGCCCGCCGAGGACCGCAGCCCGGCCCGCAGGCUCCUCGCCCUGCUGCUCGCCGUCGUCUUCUGCCAGAUCCUGAUGGCGGACGAGGAGGCGCCGGCGCCCCAGACCGCGGAGGACGCCCCCAGCGCCGCGCCCCCCGCGCCCCCGGCCCUCGAGCCCCGCAAUCUGACGGCGGAGCCCUCGGACUACGCUCCGGACCUCCGCGCGUUCCUCCAGCGCCCCCCGGCCUCCCUCUGACCGCGACCCCCGCCGGCAGCGUCCGCGGAGCCGAGGAGCGCGGACACUUGGCGGGCGGGGCGGGCGGCGUUACGUGUAUUUACGUGUAUUUAUGUGUAUUUAUGUCCCCCGGGGACGGGGCGGUAUUUAUUUAACUUAUGCGAGGGCGCCGGGCCGCUGCGGCACCCGGUCCCUGGGGCCCGGGCAGGCGGCUCCGGGCGGGCGGCUCCGGGCGGGCGGCGGGCGGCCCGGGCGGUAUGUUCUGUGAACACAAAUAAACGC
This is a messenger RNA of Eptesicus fuscus (big brown bat), 793 nucleotides long. RefSeq names its product immediate early response 3 (gene IER3). The record is from RefSeq and is a predicted model, not a curated record. Lineage: Eukaryota; Metazoa; Chordata; Mammalia; Chiroptera; Vespertilionidae. Gene Ontology annotation, biological process: negative regulation of apoptotic process; DNA damage response. The transcript has 2 exons. Gene Ontology annotation, cellular component: nucleus. The coding region runs from base 74 to 532 and encodes 152 amino acids.